GAAAAAAUGUCUGAUAAUUCAGAAGAUGAUCGUAAUAAAAUACCCCGCAUUAUGACAUUUCGCCCCAGUUAUGAAGAAUUUAAAGAUUUCUCUAGCUACAUAGACUACAUAGAAUCGAGGGGAGCACAUUUGGCUGGGUUGGUGAAAAUAAUACCACCCCCUGAAUGGCAGCCAAGGAAAUCGGGUUAUGAUAUCGAUGAAAUAAAUAUGACAAUACCAGCACCAAUAUGUCAGGUCGUUUCGGGAAAACAAGGUGAAUAUCAACAAAUCAAUGUCAUGAAACGUUCUAUGACUCUGCGCCAGUUCAAAGAGCUGGCCGAAUCAGAACGCUAUCAAACGCCUAAACACUUUGACUAUGAUGAUUUAGAAAGAAAAUAUUGGAAAAAUGUAACCUAUAUAGCACCGCUCUAUGCGGCCGAUGUCAAGGGCUCUUUAAGUGACAAUGAUUUAGAUGUGUGGAACAUUGAUAGACUAGAUACUAUUUUGAAUUUUGUUAACAAAGACUAUGGCAUAGAGAUAGAUGGUGUUAAUACCGCCUAUCUAUAUUUUGGCAUGUGGAAGAGUUCUUUUGCCUGGCAUACCGAAGAUAUGGAUCUAUAUUCAAUUAAUUAUUUACACUUUGGAGCACCAAAAACCUGGUAUGCCAUACCGCCUGCUUAUGGUCGUCGACUGGAGAAGUUGGCCAAUCGUAUUUUCUAUGAAAAUUAUCAGAAUUGUAAUGCUCAUUUAAGGCAUAAGAUGACUUUAAUAAGUCCACAUGUUUUGCGUCAAAAUAAAAUACCAUUCAAUCGUAUUACCCAAGAGGCGGGAGAAAUAAUGAUUACCUUUCCCUAUGGCUAUCAUGCUGGUUUUAAUCAUGGUUUUAAUGGCGCUGAAUCGACUAAUUUUGCUUCAAAACGUUGGAUUGAGUAUGGAAAGAGGGCAUCAAUUUGUCAUUGCCACAAAGAUAUGGUGAAAAUCUCAAUGGAAACUUUUGUUAGACGUUUUCAGCCAGAACGCUAUGAACAUUGGCUAAGAGGUGUAGAUUACGGUUGUCAUCCCGAAGAGCCGGAUAAAAUAUGUGCAGCACCACCGCCUACUAUUAAUAAAUACACUUAUUUGAAAAGAAAAAUCUCCCAUGAUUCGGAUAUAUCACAGCAUUCAACUAAUCAACAGCAACAAUCGGAUAUUAAAAAUCACAAAUCUUCUGCUACUUGCCAUCAAAAACGUGGUUGUUCCUCUCUUGUCGUAAGAGAUGAAACUCUCAACCAUCAAAUGGAUCAAACAACAUCAGCAAACUUACCCGCCAACAAUAUGACUACUGCAGCCAGUACAACAAAUAAUUUAACAUUGAAGAAAAUACCAACAAUAAAAUUACAUAAAAUUGAUAAUAAUCAUAAUAAUACACAACAAAAACAUUACGAUUAUAAUGCAACGGCAGUGAUAAAACUAAAACGUUUGUGGCAGGAGUUGCCUUGUCCGAAACAGGGUAAAAAUCUUCUUACCAAUGGUAUUAUAAAAAAUACUAAACGUAUGCGUUUUCAAACGAAAACCAUAAUUUUGGAUGAUGAAGACUGAAGCUGAUGUUCAACAAUUUAUUUUGUUUUUUUUUUUCCUAUCUUUAUACUAUUCUUUAGUUUUAUUUUCUCCUAAGACUCUGUUUUCUUUAUUAUGUAUUUCUUAAGAUUUUUUUUUUAAUUUUAGCGUUUUAUUAUUUUAAAAUACUUUCCUUACUUUCAUCCUAUUUCAAGCCUAUUUCGAUCUCAUAUACACUAGUGUAUAUUAUAAACCAAAUUUUUAGUUUAAUUUAAUAUUUACCUUAUGUUUUUUAUUAUCAAACAAAAAUCACCACUAUUCAAUAGUGUGUUUAUUGAAUAAUUCUAUGUAAUUCAUAUAUAUUUUGUUAAAAAUUUAAGAAUUUUGAAAUUUUACAUUUAAUGCAAUAUUGUCAAGAAUUAGUUUGUUUAUUAAAUGUUUUUUUUUUUUAAAUAAUUUAGUUAUAACUUUAGACAAUUUAAAAUUUUUUGUAUUUCAUUUUAGACACUGUUACAAACAUUUAUUCUACUGUAAAAUCUGCAAAUAUUCAAAGACUAAAACAAAUCUAAGAUUUGUUUUAUAAAAUAUUUUCUUAUAUAUUUUUUGCCAUUAUUAUGAAAUAUUUCAAGUUUUUGGAUGAUAUAAAAUAAAUAU
Messenger RNA from Lucilia cuprina (Australian sheep blowfly), 2169 nucleotides. It is a transcript of the gene Kdm4A, whose product is annotated as probable lysine-specific demethylase 4A. NCBI's taxonomy places the organism in Eukaryota, Metazoa, Arthropoda, Insecta, Diptera, Calliphoridae. The transcript has 3 exons. The record is from RefSeq and is a predicted model, not a curated record. Bases 7 to 1557 code for a protein of 516 amino acids. Gene Ontology annotation, molecular function: histone H3K36 demethylase activity; histone H3K9 demethylase activity. Gene Ontology annotation, cellular component: nucleus. Gene Ontology annotation, biological process: chromatin remodeling.